This is a messenger RNA of Periconia digitata, 872 nucleotides long. Lineage: Eukaryota; Fungi; Ascomycota; Dothideomycetes; Pleosporales; Periconiaceae. The record is from the annotation of a GenBank genome assembly.
AACACAAAAACAUGUCGCAACCUGUAGCCAUCGUCACAGGCGCUGCCUCAGGCAUCGGCCUCGCAGUAGCAACCCACCUGUCAACCCUCAACUACCGCGUCGUAAUCGCAGACCUCAACCCCUCGACCGGCGAAGCCGCCGCCGCAUCCCUAGGCCCCUCCGCAACCUUCAUCCAAUGCGACGUCUCCUCAUACACCUCGCAAGCAAGACUCUUCAAGCAAGCGUACGAGUGGGGCGGCAACCGCCUCGAUUUCUGCCACGCGAAUGCUGGGGUCGAUGACCGCCAGUUGCUGUACGAUGGCAUGGAUAAAGAGGAGGUGGAUGACGAGGGGUUGGUGAAGCCGCUGAAUACAAAGACCAUGCAGGUCAAUCUUGAAGCUGUGAUCCAGGGAUUGUGGUUGUUCAAGUAUUAUGUUAGGAGGAGUAAGGAGGCUGGUGGGGGGAAGGGCAAGUUUGUGGCUACGAGUUCGGCGGCGGGGUUGUACGUAAUGACGCAAAACCCACAAUACACAGCCUCGAAAUACGGCGUCGUAGGGUUCGUCCGCGCCGCCGGCCCCGUCCUCACAGCAAACGACUCCAUAACCGUCAACGCAAUCUGUCCAGCCUUCAUCCCCACCAACCUGCCACCGCCCGAGAUCCUCGCGCUGUGGCCCAAGGAGCACAUCACCCCGCUGUCGACGGCGCUCAAGGCCAUUGACGCGUUUCUUGCCGAUGAUGCCAUGACGGGCCAGGCGGUGGAGCUUAGCCAGGAGAACAUCUAUUUCAGGAAGCAUGUGGAGUGGGCGAAUGAGAGUCAGAGGUGGUGUGGGGAGGAUAGUGGGAAGAUUUGGGAUGCGGGGUAUGCUAAGGUGCCUGAGAAGAAGGGGUAUUGA